GGCUCUGCUUCACUCGGCAGUCAAUCUGUCACUCUGCAGCUUAGCAAACUUUAAAAUAAAUAAAUAACUAAAGCAGAAGAGGAAGCGGUGGACGCUGGAGAGUGAGGAGGAGGAGGGAGAGAGAAAGAGAGGAAGAAAGCACCCUUUUCCUUGCGCACGUGUUUUUUGGCAACAAGGAGGCAUCACUAUCCAUCCAGAGGAGGCUACCCAUGUGGCAGGACGCUCUGUGGACCCGCGGACGCUACCUGCUGGAGAAGAGCGAUGGAGGCGAGGGGCCCGAGGGGCCCGAGAGCCUGGGGGACGGGUGCCCGGGGUUCCAGGGUGAGGUGUGCGCGGAGGGCGAGAAGCCCCAGGACUGGCUGUACGAGUCGUACUACCGAAUGAGCCAGCAGCACCCGCUGAUCGUGUUCCUGCUGCUGAUCGUCAUGGGAACCUGCCUCGCACUGCUGGCGGUGUUCUUCGCUUCGGGACUGAAUACAGAGGACCACUUGACGUUCUUGAUCACAGUGCCCACUGCGCUCUUCCUCUUCCUUUCCAUCUUCAUCCUCGUCUGCAUCGAAUCCGUCUUCAAGCGGAUGCUUCGCCUGUUCUCACUGCUAAUAUGGGCCUGUCUGGUCACCAUGGGUUACCUCUUCAUGUUCUCUGGAGGGAGACUCAGCCCCUGGGACCAGGUCUCCUUCUUCCUCUUUAUCGUGUUUGUUGUCUACACCAUGCUUCCCUUCUCCAUGAGAGGGGCCAUUAUCGCCAGCGGAAUCACCUGCUUCUCACACACUAUCACUCUCAGUGUCUGUCUGACCACCCGCGACACAGACCUGGAGGAUCCUUUAGUCUGGCAGAUCUUAGCCAAUGUGAUAAUCUUCACCUGUGGAAACUUGGCUGGGGCAUAUCACAAGCAUCUGAUGGACCUGGCACUCAAACAGACCUAUCAGGACACCUGCAACUGCAUCAAGUCUCCCAUCAAGCUGGAGUUUGAAAAGCACCAACAGGAGCGCUUGCUGUUAUCCCUACUGCCUGCUCACAUAGCCAGAGUGAUGAAAGCUGAGAUCAUCCAGAGGCUUCAGGGACCGAACUUCGGUCGAACCGAGAGCACCAACAACUUCCACAACCUCUACGUGCAGCGGCACACCAAUGUCAGCAUCCUCUACGCAGACAUUGUGGGCUUCACCAGGCUGGCCAGUGACUGCUCCCCAGGCGAGCUCGUGCACAUGCUGAACGAACUCUUCGGCAAGUUUGACCAGAUCGCGAAGGAAAAUGAGUGCAUGCGAAUCAAGAUCCUGGGAGACUGUUACUACUGUGUGUCUGGCCUGCCCGAAUCGCUGCCUGACCACGCCAGGAACUGCGUGAAGAUGGGCCUGGAUAUGUGUGAGGCCAUCAAGAAGGUCAGAGACGCCACUGGAGUCGACAUCAACAUGCGUGUUGGCGUUCAUUCUGGAAAUGUCCUCUGUGGCGUGAUUGGCCUCCGGAAGUGGCAAUAUGAUGUGUGGUCACAUGAUGUAACGCUAGCAAAUCACAUGGAGGCUGGAGGUGUGCCUGGGAGGGUCCAUAUCUCUUCAGUAACACUGGAGCAUUUGAAAGGCUCAUACAAGGUAGAGCCUGGAGAUGGACAGACCAGAGAUUCCUACCUAAAAGAACAUAACGUGGUCACCUUCCUGGUCAUCAACCCCAAGACCGACAGGCACAGCCCGCUGCUCGGCGUACGCUCUCGUCCCUCUCUGGACAGCGGGAAGAUGAGAGCAUCAGUCAGGAUGACCCGAUACCUGGAGUCCUGGGGAGCUGCCAAACCUUUCGCCAAUCUCCACCAUCGAGACAGCAUGACCACAGACAACGGCAAAAUCAACACCAGAGACGUUCCGAUGGGCCAGUACCACUUCCAGAUGAGACGAGAAAGGUCCAAAUCCCAGAGGAGGAGGUUUGAAGAAGAACUCAAUGAACGGAUGAUUCGCACCAUUGACGGCAUUAACUCACAAAAACAGUGGCUGAAGUCUGAAGACAUCCAGAGGAUCUCAUUGUUCUUUCACAACAAAGCCCUGGAGAAAGAGUACAGAUCCACCACAUUACCUGCCUUCAAGUACUACGUCACCUGCGCCUGCCUCAUAUUCUCCUGUAUAUUCAUAGUGCAGGUCCUCGUCCUGCCCAAAACUGCUGUGCUCGGGAUCUCCUUUGGGAUGGCAUUCCUGUUACUGGCUUUGAUCCUGCUCCUUUGCUUCGCUGGUCACAUUCUGCAGGGAAGGAAGGGGUCCUUCUGCUCUCUUACAUGGUUUCCGACUUCUUCUCGCAUCAUCGUCACCAAUAACCCCUGGCUGCGAUUGGUCCUCACCAUGACGACCACUGCUCUCGUGCUGGUCAUGGCUGUCUUUAACAUGUUUUUCGUGGAGGAUCCUGGAGGACCUGUGGAUGACAUCCUGCCAACUGUGAAUCUAACCAAUAACAGCCAGCUGGACUACAUGGUGGACAACACAGGCAAAAACAAGUUUUACCUGCCAUACUUUAUCUACUGCUGUAUACUGGGCUUGGUGUCAUGCUCCGUGUUCUUGAGGAUCAACUACGAGCUGAAGAUGGUGGUGAUGCUGGUCGCCGUGGUAAUCUACAACAUCAUCAUCCUGCAGACACAUGCAACUCUACUGGAUGGAUUUAACAAAGCCUUAUACCGCACAGAUAAACCAGACAGACCGGGAGUCCUGAAGGAUCUAAAGACCAUGGGUUCUGUAUCUCUGUUCAUCUUCUUCAUUACGCUACUGGUCUUAGCCAGGCAGGUGAGCAGCUUCCUCAAUGUGGUCUCGUGUAAUUUUUUCCAUUUGAACGCCACGAUUCUUUUCAGGUCAUUCAGCACAAUCGCAGAAUCGGCGACUGACUCCGUGGAGCAGAGAUGUUUUCGGGAGAUUUAGCCCCGGUCGAUCUGGAACGACUUUUAUGACUUUGUAGAAAUUAUUCUGGAACAGAUGAAAGACAGUUAAACAGUGUUGGAGGACUUGGCUCAUUAUAAAGAAAGAUCAAAAUAUCUUUGGAGCAUUAGAUCUGCCAGUUUGGCCCACUGCCUCCAUCUCCUCUGUGCCCACCAUCCUCACUUCAUAAGACCCAAACUCAUCUGACACACAUUGGGUGUUUGUGUUUUAUCUUUUUUUUUUGUGAGGUAUACCAUCCAUCAUCUCUGACCUCAAAGCUGAUGUUCGGGACAGAAGGACAGCCACAAGAGCUUUAGUACCCAAACUGGGGCUCCUCUGAGAGGCACAGUUGGUCCAAACUAGCUCCCUGUGUUGUUCUCAUUCUGGGUCACUCUCAGCAGAAAAGAGGGGGGACUUUGUUAUGGAAACACAACUUUGCUGAGUGAAACUCUUUGUCACGUACAGAUCAUGAGAAUGAAUAUUACUGUAGGUUAGACUUCCUGUGGAGGGAUAAGUUCAAGAGGGAGUGUGAGGAGAUCGAAACCAUGGAGAACCUCAACCGGGUUC
Molecule: messenger RNA, 3449 nt
Organism: Neolamprologus brichardi
Lineage: Eukaryota; Metazoa; Chordata; Actinopteri; Cichliformes; Cichlidae
Source: RefSeq, a predicted model, not a curated record